AACAAGAGUGCAAAAUAUAAAGAUUAUUUGUAAUAAAUCAAAGAUAUAAACAAAAAGCGCCAUUAUGGGUGGUGGCGAUCUGAACUUGAAAAAAUCAUGGCAUCCACAUACAAUGAAAAACCAAGAGCGUGUUUGGAAAGCAGAGCAGGCCAAGCAAAAUGAGCAACGUAAAUUGGACGAUUUGCGCAAGGAGAUCAAUGAGGAACGUGAUCGAGAGGAACUGCGACGUAUAGGUGAAAACUCCGGUGUGCUGGCCAGUAGCAGUGGUGGUGAAGCCAAAUUGGAAUGGAUGUACAAAAAUAACACGGAGUUAAUUAACCGUGAGGAAUACUUGUUAGGUCGUAAGAUAGACAAGUCUUUUGAGCAGUUGCAAGCGGAAGAACGUCGCCAAGAGCAAAAUACAAUUGGACUGAAACAACCCAUCAAUCAUGUGGAGCAUGAAUGUGUGCCAUUUUCUAUACGCGACUACCGCAAUAUGCAGUCCACGGAGCAAGUGGACAUGCAACGCAAAGCCAUGGAGGAUCCUCUAAUGCUGAUCAAGCAACGUGAAAUGGAAUCGAGACGAAAGCUGCUAGAGAAUCCAGUUAAGCUUAAAGAGAUUCAUCGCAUAUUAAAAACAGAACAAGAGCUGGCUGCUAAGCGCAAUAAAAAGUCCAAAAAGAGCAAGAAAUCAAAGAAAAGUAAGAAAAAGAAGGGGAGCAGUGAUGAUGAUAGCGAUGAAAGCGACAGUGAUGAAGAUCUGGAUCGUAAGCUAGCGCGUCAGAUGAAAAAACUCAAAGGCGAAAGUUCUAAUGGCGAUUUAAAGUUAGACAAACUAUUAGAUGCCAAGUAUAGAACGUUAACUAAGCAGCUGGACAUGGCCACCAAGCAAAAGAGUGACAAAAACAAAAGGUCUAGAAGGGACAGAAGUAACAGCGCCGAUAGUAAUGAAAUGAGAAGAGCACCGCAAACGUCUAGACGUAUGCGAAGCAACAGCCGAGAGAUCGAAAGAGGAAAUUGGGGCUACAACAGUCGAAAUCAACGUAGAGAGCAGCAAAGUCGCAAAGACAACAACAGACGCAGGCGAAGCAGAAGUCGCGAAGGCAACAGCAGACAUAAGCGAAGCAGAAGUUUCAGUCCGUCUCAGCGCAGUCGCAACGGUGAGCGAAUGCCUACACAACGUAGAGAACGAAGUCGCAGCAACGAGCGAAGGCCUGUACAACGUAGAGAACGCAGUCGCAGCAACGAGCGAAGGCCUCUACAACGUAGAGAGCGAAGUCCCAGCGAUGAGCGAAAGACUCAGCAACGACCCGAAAAACGUCGCAUUCCUAGUCCUGCCACACGGCGAAGUCGCAGCGACGACCGAAAGCCUGUACAACGUAGACAACGAAGUCGCAGCAAUGAGCGAAAGCCUACGCAGCGAACAGAGCGAAGUCCCAGCCGCGAGCGAAAGUCUAUACAAUCACGCCGCAGUCAUACACCCGAAAAGCGUCGUAUUCCUAGCCCAGCCGCACGUCGCAAGUCUCCUGUGGCUGCCCCACGUCAGACAAAACCAAAGCUAAGUGAAACUGAGCGUGAGGCACGACUACGCGAGAUGAUGGACAAUGCCAACUGGCGCGAAGCAGAUCGCACCAAGGCCGUGCAAAAGCAUCGUGAGGAAUAUGCACGCGAGGAGGCCAUGCAUCAGGGUAGAUCUUUCGACAAACAAUUUAUCAAUAAGGAAGUUAAGAAAGCCAUUGACAAUCAGACCUCAAUUGGCAACCGCAUACGCUCCAAUCUAAAUAAUAUACAACGGACAUCCGCCGCCAUGGAUUCCAAUUUUGCACGCAAGUAGUAUUUAGAUUUAAGUCUGAAAAGUUCGGCAUAAUUGUUGUUUAAUUAAAAGAGCUGAGACAACUAAGCAAUUAAUAUAGUUAGUAUAAUUGGUUUAAGCCGUAAGAAAAGUCGCAGAAUCAAAUUAAGGAUUUUAUAGACAAAA
This is a messenger RNA of Drosophila busckii, 1957 nucleotides long. RefSeq names its product pre-mRNA-splicing factor CWC25 homolog (gene Cwc25). Gene Ontology annotation, biological process: mRNA splicing, via spliceosome. Bases 65 to 1813 code for a protein of 582 amino acids. Lineage: Eukaryota; Metazoa; Arthropoda; Insecta; Diptera; Drosophilidae. Gene Ontology annotation, cellular component: U2-type spliceosomal complex. The record is from RefSeq and is a predicted model, not a curated record. The transcript is spliced from 3 exons.